AUGGCACCUCGAACCGAGCCUCCGUCGGCGGGCAGGACGCGCAAACGGUUUCUCGCAGACGGUAAUGACGCCGUGGCUCUGGCUGCUUCCAUAGCGGAGGCGCAAGAGGAGAAGGCGCACGAGAAAAUCAAACACCAUCAAGAGGUCUCGGAGGCUGGCCAAGGACCCUCGAAUGCACCUCGCUCGAAGAGCAAGUCGGCCUCUCGCGUCCGAUUAAAGGAGAAGAAGGCCGCGCUUCUUGCCCAGAAGGCUCAAACGAAGAAGAAGAGAACGAAACUGAAGAAGCAGCGUUCCCAGCCUGAGCCUGAUGGCGCUGAGGCGCCCGCCCCGUCUGGCGUCUCGGGUGACGCGACGGAGGCCCCUCGCAAACGGCCAAAAGCGAUCCCUUUGUCGAGAGACAUCAUCACAUUCAUGCCUGCGUUGCAGGUUCUGAAUGCUGACGCUGACGGCCGCACCGCGUCCGUGUGCGGCUUUCCCUUGUCUUUCUCGACUCUGAUAAAUGACGACUGGGAUGCGAUGAAAUCAAGACGCGCCGCAAACAAGACUGGUGUCGCAGCUCGCCUCAGGGUCCCAAAGCGAUCUCGUUCAACUUCGUCAUCGGCUUCCUACGCAUCAGUUUCCUAUAUCGAUAACUUAAGCCCAGACGAGUAUGUACAGCAUCUGGAGAAGACACGAGAAGCCCUCAGGCAAUUUCCGGAGGUCCCCCGCUCCCGAAGUCCGUCACCCGCGAUCGCUGAGUCCCCGGGAAAGAAGAAGGGGAAGCCUGCACCUCCAUCACUGCAGGACGCAGUCCGGACGAUUAUCAGAGCAUCGAAGGGCAAUCCUGCAUACGGGGGAUGGCACAAACUCACGACGCUGCUCAGAACCUCGACGUCGAUCGGCAAGCCGACGUACAUUAUCAGGCGCUCGUCCCUUGUACCCGCAGAGCCGCCGGAGAAUGGCUGGCCUAAGAUGUUCAAGACACCCGAGGAGUCGGAGGCGUGGCUGGCGCGGAGGGAAGCAGAGCGCAAGAUCAAUGCGUGGCAGCUCUCCAUCGAGCGCGACACCGCGGCGCGCCCCUCGAAAGCGCCGUGUCGAAUCUCAAACUUCGACGUAUCAUCCUACCUCCCGCCCUCCUUCCCCAAUUCGCAGGUCAUCACCUCGACCCCCAAACCGGACGAUCAAGUGAAAGUCCGACGCAAGCCAUCACCCAUACUCCCCCUCCCUUCCCGAGCGGCGCUCUCACCGCCGGUCGCACUCUCACCUAAGCAUGCACCCUUCCCCUUGCCCUACCUCCCGCCCUCGCCGCCUACAUGCAUACAGUCAGAGUUAGGAUCUGUUCCGCUCGUGAAUGCUCAAUCUGUUCCGCUUGCACAUGCUGCUUCAUCGUCGUCUAUCCCCGGAUUGGGAUUGGGACCGCGCGCGAGCCCGACGCCGUUGAGGGGCAAGCGGCGAAGGCCUGCGACUCCCGAGCAGCCGUCCAAGCGCGCGCGGACGGAAGACGACGUGCCUCUUGAGGAAACGGACGAGCGACUGUACCGGCCUGCGUCAAUAGGGUCGCCUAGUGGUAUGGGGGAUCCGAAUGGCGGGGCGAAUCCUUCUGAGCGGAAGACGUCCGCACCACAACCGCCUACGCUCACCGACCUGCUAUCUGCGAAGCGCACAGCAUCCCCGGAGAAGGCGUCACCGAGGAAACGUCGACGGUCGUCUGCGACGAACUUCGUCUUCACGCCCGUCACUCGCAAGCCGCCAGACAACAUUAACUACGACGAUGAGCAACGUGAGCCUCGUGCACUGCAUCUUUCACCAAUCCAAGAUCCCGCUCCUCAGCCUCCAGCAGCCCAGCCUCCAGUACCUACGCCCGAUACCAUCCCCGAACCGCGACCUCCGUCGCCAGACCCUUUCAUUGCUCAGUCCGGUGCUCCCUUCUUUGUUCAUUCUGCAUCCGCCAUUACCAUAGCCAGCUCGCCGACGGAUACCCAUGGGGCGCGCACGCAGGGCAGUCACAUCGCGGACAGUCGCUUCGCGGGUAGCCACAUUGCGUCAGUCCAGGGUAGCCACAUCGCGUCCUUACAAGGCAGCCACCCCGCGGUGAAGCAGAGCUCGGGGUCGAGCUUUGAGCCCGGGCAGGGGCAACCCUUCGCGUCCUUUGGUGGGAUGUUCGACCCUCCGUUCACGUCGACGGCGCCAGACAACGUGACGCAUAAUGGGUCGAAUCAGGGUGAAGGCGAACACAAUGGGACCGGCCACUCCCAGCAUAACACGGGCGGCGACGACGACUACAUGGGCACCGGCCGCUCUCAGAACGGCCCGAGCAGCAGCUUCGACGAUGUCAUCCUGGGCGAGUCCAUGCCACCCGCAAGCCAGUACAAUUCGCAGGGCGAUCCGGGGUUCCAGUACAACUCGCAGCUCGAGUUCGAGGACAAGCUCGAGGCGGCGAGCCGGAGGAUUGAGGAGGACGUGGAUCCGCUGGCGUGGUUGAAUGACACGUUCGGGAGCGAUCAGGUGGAUGGGCUUCUCCGACUGUCUCGCUCUUCGCUUUUGAUCAUGAAGAUUCCCUUGUUGAUCGUACUGACCGUUGCAGCCGUUUCUCUAGUUCGUUAUGCACUUGGAAUGUGGCGCAAGCGUCGGCUCUUGCGCCAUGUACCCGGACCAAGCUCCAACAGUCUCCUGCUUGGAAACCUCCCUGAACUGCUUCGUUCUCCUGCCGCAGAAAUGGAAUUUGACUGGCAAGAACGCUAUGGCGGUGUCGUGAAGUACAAUGGUGCCUUCGGAGAACAGCUUCUGAUGAUAUCCGACCCGGUCGCAGCUCAGUACGUCGUCCAAACGUCGGGCUAUAGCUUCAUACGGCCAUCGGACCGCAAGGAGGUGUCAAGGCAGCUCUUGGGGAAGGGGAUCCUCACCGUGGAAGGCCACGACCAUAAGCGCCACAGGCGUAUCAUGGUACCAGGACUAAGCAGCGUAGAGGUCAACUCGUCAAUGAUGAAAAUCUUUAGUUUCGUGUCUGUUUUCACCGCGAAGGCCGCGCGGUGUGCGAUGUCCCAUUCUGGACAGCGCGCGCGACUUUGGGCAAGUCUCGUAGCAAAAGAUUUCCAGAGCAUUCGAAAGCUUAUCCACGGUUUAGACGCACUCGGAGAAGCCGCCUUCGACUACCACUUCAACGCGCUUGACGAUGAUGACAACGCAAUGGCGAAAGUCUACCAUAACCUCCUGUCUAAGACGCGUCGAAACCCCUCUAACUACGAGAUAUUCAUAGCUGAAGCCAUCGGGAGAUUACCCAGCAUUCUCGUCCAAUAUUGGAACGACUUCGUUCCCAAUCGACGACGCGCUCAUGCCGCUCGGUGCAAGGCAGUCGCUGAGCCUAUUGCGCGCGACCUGGUCGCCAGGAAGCUGUCCGCAUUGCAGGCGGGAGAGACCGGGACCGACGUCAUGAGCCGCCUAGUGCAAGCGAACGCCUCUGCGGACCCUGACGAUCGCCUUGACGAGGAAGAACUCCUCGCUCAGCUGCUCACCAUGAUUCUCUCUGGACACGAGACCACCGCGAACACCCUUUCAUGGGCAUUGUAUGAGCUCUGUCGAUAUCGAGACGUACAGACACGGCUUCGCACGGAACUUCGCUCCUUCCGCGCAACAUCGGGCUCGUCCGAACCCUCUGCCGCCGCAUUCGAUGGCAUGCCCUACCUCACUGCUGUAGUGAAGGAAACACUUCGAUUCCACGCGCCAGUCUACAAUACCGCCCGCACGGCGGCACGCGAGGACGUUGUUCCUCUUGGCGAGCCCAUCGUCGAUAGCCGUGGACAAUCUAUCUAUGAGAUACCUGUCCUCGAAGGUCAGAGGGUGCUUAUUUCCAUUGCCGCGUACAACAGAAAUAAGGCCAUCUUUGGCCCAGACGCCGACCAAUACAACCCAGAACGGUGGCUGAAGCCCGGCUACGUCAAUCGUCAAGCGUCUAUUGGGAUGUAUGGCAACCUCUUGACUUUCGGUGGUGGGCAUCGAGGCUGUCUAGGCUGGAGGUUUGCCGUACUCGAGCUGUCUGCUUUCCUGUUCGAACUCAUCAAUCGCUUCGAUUUCGCAAUCUCCCCAACCCUGCGGGUUCACCGAGGGGCCGCGGCGGUCAUGGUACCCAUGUUGGAAGGGGAGCUGGAUAAAGGGACACAGUUACCGCUGUUCGUGAGACAUGCCGCGUUCUCGGAGUAA
Molecule: messenger RNA, 4176 nt
Organism: Schizophyllum commune H4-8
Lineage: Eukaryota; Fungi; Basidiomycota; Agaricomycetes; Agaricales; Schizophyllaceae
Product: cytochrome P450
Exons: 22
Coding region: 1-4176 (1391 amino acids)
Molecular function (GO): monooxygenase activity; iron ion binding; heme binding
Source: RefSeq, a predicted model, not a curated record